Epinephelus lanceolatus (giant grouper) is the source of this 4119-nucleotide messenger RNA. RefSeq names its product bromodomain containing 2b (gene brd2b). Gene Ontology annotation, biological process: regulation of DNA-templated transcription; chromatin remodeling. Gene Ontology annotation, cellular component: chromatin; nucleus. The record is from RefSeq and is a predicted model, not a curated record. NCBI's taxonomy places the organism in Eukaryota, Metazoa, Chordata, Actinopteri, Perciformes, Serranidae.
GCGACAAGGCGCCAUUUCACUGCGGAGUUGUUUAGUGGUGUUUCGGUGGAAGUGCAGCGUCAACGGAGGUGGAAAAAAAUAGGACCGUAAUAACACUCCGCCUUCAGCCCGAUGGAAGCAGCCGUCAACCCGCAUCACGACAGCUCUCUGGUCGGGUUGUCCAGUGGCGGGAUGGACCAACACAGUAGUUCGGGCAAACGCAUUCGCAAGCCUUCAUUGCUGUAUGAGGACUUUGAGAGCCCGUCUCUGCCACACACAAUGCCCCAGGGUCCUCCCGUCCCACCACAGCCCCCGGUGAAGGAUCCCAGCCGACCAGGCCGCAUGACCAACCAGCUCCAGUUUCUCCAGAGGACACUAAUGAAGCUACUGUGGAGGCAUCACUUUGCCUGGCCCUUCCAUGAGCCUGUGGAUGCCUACAGGCUUAACCUACCAGAUUACCAUAAAAUUAUCAAACAACCCAUGGACAUGGGAACCAUCAAAAAGCGCCUGGAGAACAACUUCUACCGCAGUGCGAGUGAGUGCAUACAGGACUUCAACACCAUGUUUACAAACUGCUACAUCUACAACAAGCCGACAGACGACGUUGUGCUGAUGGCGCAGUCCUUAGAGAAGAUCUUCCUCCAAAAGGUGGCCCAGAUGCCGCAGGAAGAAGUUGAGCUGCCUCCUCCAGCUCCUCGAAACAAGAACAGCAGGGGGAGAGGUCGCAAAUCCAGCUCGAGGGCUCAGCAGGUGCCAGCAGUGUCCCAGUCAGCCUACUCCCCGUCCUCCUCUGACACUGGGGAGUCCAUGCUGGCCAACUCUCCCCAGACUGUGCUGACCAAAAGCCUGCCUCCAGCCAACAUCAUGGGCCUGCCUCCUACACAGCCCACAACCAAGAAAAAGGGUGUAAAACGUAAGGCAGACACCACCACCCCCUCCACCAUGGGCUUGACUGUGGGCAUGUCGGGAGCAACACACAUGGUGGGCCUGGGCAAAGGAGGCCACGGGGGCCAGGUCCACGACACCUCAAUGCACACCAUCUCCUCCAUGGGGGGCAUGAGCUUAGACACCCCACCUGGGAUGGGCCUGGUGAGGAGCCCUGGAGGUCCAGUCUUGCUGCAGCCAAUGAUGGCAGGCAGCGGACGCAGAGUGGGCAGCGGACGCCCCAUUAAACCCCCCAAGAAGGACUUGCCUGAUUCUGUCCAGAUUCAGCCCUCGAGGAAGGGCAAACUAAGCCCUCAGCUGAGGUACUGCAGUGGGCUGCUGAAGGAAAUGUUGUCAAAGAAACAUGCUGCGUACGCCUGGCCUUUCUACACACCUGUGGACGCAGCUGCACUGGCACUUCAUGACUAUCAUGACAUCAUCAAGUGUCCCAUGGACCUCAGCACCAUCAAGAGGAAGAUGGACUGUCGUGAGUACAGGGACGCUCAACAGUUUGCUAGCGAUGUCAGACUCAUGUUCUCCAACUGCUACAAGUACAACCCACCUGACCAUGAUGUUGUGGCCAUGGCACGGAAGCUGCAGGAUGUGUUUGAGUUCCGCUUUGCCAAGAUGCCCGACGAACCACAUAUGGACCACACAGCCAUGUCAAUUAGUGGCCAUCCAACAUCCUCAUCCUCCUCUUCUUCCUCCUCCUCGUCCUCGUCUUCCUCUACCUCCGAGAGUGAGCCCAGCAGUGAGAGUGAAGAGAGUGAGAGCAGCCCCAACUCAGACAGCGAGGAAGAGCGAGCGCAUCGCCUGGCUGAGUUACAGGACCAGGUGUGCACACAACUCCGAGCCAUGCACGAGCAGCUGGCUGCCCUCUCCCAAGGCCCCAUCAUCAAGCCCAAGAAGAAGAAAGAGAAGAAGGACAAAAAGGAGAAGAAGAAAAAGAAGAAGCUGGAGAAGCGAAGUCGAGCUGUCAGAAGCAGAGCUGGCUCUGAGGAAUGGAAAAUGCCCGGCAAGAUCCUGAAAACAAAGUCUGCCAAAGCAGGUGGCUCCCAGCCCAAGAAGGGACAGGGAAAGAAGAGUAACAAGAACAGCAAGGCCGCAAAGAAGCCCUUCUACCCCCCACCACCCACUUCCAUGCUGCCGCACUACGACUCUGAGGAAGAGGAGGAGAUUGUGCCCAUGUCAUACGACGAGAAGCGCCAGCUGAGCCUGGACAUCAACAAGCUGCCGGGGGAGAAGCUGGGUCGCGUGGUCCACAUCAUUCAGUCCAGGGAGCCUUCACUGAGGGACACCAACCCUGAGGAGAUUGAGAUCGACUUUGAAACACUCAAGCCAUCGACACUGAAGGAGCUGGAGCGCUACGUCAUGACCUGUCUGAGGAAGAAGCCUCGUAAGCCAUACGGUGAACAAGGUGCAGCAGGAAAGAAAGGCAGUGUUGGCAAGUCUAAAGAGGAGCUGACUCUGGAGAAGAGGAGGGAGCUGGAGAGGAGGCUGCAAGAUGUCAGUGGGCAACUUAAUUCUGUCAAGAAACCUACGAAACCUAAAGUGGAGAAGCCCAGUGCUGUAGAGACUCACACCCAGCCCUCACGCCUCAGCGGCAGCAGCUCCAGCUCCGACUCCUCUUCCUCCUCCUCCUCCUCCUCGUCCUCGGACACCAGUGAUUCAGACUCUGGUUGAGAUCCUUCAGCACUGGCUAAGAGAGAAAACACUAAUAACUCAGGGACUUGGGCUGGCCCAGGACACAACACACCCUGAAACAGUAGUGGGCUGAGAUAUUAGAUACCAUGGUGAAAAAACACUCCAAGCGGACUCGUAAAAUGUUCUGAAUGUGGGACUGAGGGAUGCGAAACAACGUCUCUGUGGAUAAUAGUAGAACCCAAACACUAAAUGCCUUGGUUUCACCCUCCUCCCCCUUUGUAAAUACUUGUACAAAUUUAUGUUUCUUUUAUAAAGAAGAAUUUUAUGGUGAUCCCCCAAAGAGGGAAGCGGAGUAAUAAGAAAGGAUGUAGAAAAAAAAAAUGGGCCUUGCUCCAAAUCUGCUUCGGCUGGCCUCAAGCUAUGUCCGCGGUGAUGAAGGAAUGGGAGAGUGUUUAUUUAUUUGUUUUCCUCACCCCCAUUUCCUCAGACAUGACUGGAAUUUGAACCAGCAACCUUUUAGGUCACAAGCCUUGCUUUUCUAACAUCUGGCUUUCUGCCACACUUAAUUUUUAGAUCGACCCCUAGAUUGUUCAGAACGGUUAGAAUAUUUGGAUAAAUACGAUAUUGUUGAGGAGCUCUAAGAUUCCUUGUCAUGCUCACAGGUUAAACCUCUGGUGUCUGCUGUUUUCAGGUCAGAAGCUUAAGUCGGCUCCAGUUUGAGUUCUGGAUCAUUCCUCUUUGAGGUUUACACACAUUGCUCUUGCAGUAGUUUUUCGAAAACAAAGUGGAUUCAAAGUACAGUAUAGAAAUGUCUUAACAUACUGUAAUUACAAAGUUACGCAAUAUACGUAACAUACUCACUCAGUUUGUAUUGAUUUUAACAGCUGCACUAUUCUCCUAAAAGCCCACCAGCCACUUUAAGAUAGUCCAGUCUCAUAAACAUGACACUAAUGAAAGUACAGCUCUUUCCUGUUCAACUUGUCCUUGAUAUUUCUCUUCAUUACAUCAAAAUGUAACUGAAGUGUGCAUCUGUGUCACAGAGCUGAACACAGGCUGCUGAAUGUUCUCACAGCAGAGUGCAGGUCUCUGAUUUCCACAUUAAUCUCCUGAACAUGUGAAGUAUUGCAUUACUGUUUCUUAGAGACAUCUGUAGCACUUAGAAACUCAGUGAAGGUUUCUUUAAGAAGUCUUUCAGCCGCUCGGCACUUACUGGAACAAAUAGCGUUGACUGGAUAACUACAAGUUUCCCAUGAACAAAGAAAGUCCUCAUAGCUCCAUGCAUAGUUGAAGCUGUUGUUGAAUGUUCAGUGAAAGAAUAUAUGCUUGUAUAUACUUAAACUGUAUUUGCUGUUGCACAGACUAUUGUAUUUCUGCUGUUCAGUCUUUCUUUUCUGUUUUCUUGUUUCCUUAUUUUUUUUUACACGCUGUUAAUUCUCAUUCCAGUUGACUGUCUUAGUUGUUUCCUGAAGAGCGUUCUCAUGAGCAUCGCUGCCUCCGGUCAAGCAGGUUGUCGCCUCUCAGAAGCAUAACUUUCAUUUGACAAGUGUGUUUAUUAAAAUAUUCUCUUCUGUA